AUGAAUGCAGAACCUAGGUGGGACCAACUGUUAACCAAUGAUAUCAAAAGGGAGCUCCACCCUCACACCCUGAUUCGAGUGCCGAAAUCAGAACAAGAUACUGAUCGUUUCGAUUCGCCAAGUCCCGAAGAGCAGAAUCUCAAUGAUAGCAUGCGUGGUCUGAGCUUGGUCCAUCUCCAGAAUCUGAAUCCGACCGUUGUCGAUACAUACAGAAUCGCUAUCCUGGAGACAGUUGGUUUUUGA
This is a messenger RNA of Penicillium pulvis, 243 nucleotides long. RefSeq lists its product as uncharacterized. The transcript has a single exon. NCBI's taxonomy places the organism in Eukaryota, Fungi, Ascomycota, Eurotiomycetes, Eurotiales, Aspergillaceae. Bases 1 to 243 code for a protein of 80 amino acids. The record is from RefSeq and is a predicted model, not a curated record.